CGUGACACUCCCCCCUGGUUGAUGGGAGGCCGACGUCACCCUUCCAGCGGAGGAGUGGAUGGCCUCUGUAAUAAAAAUACAUAAAGAGAAUUGAGGAAAAGGAGAAGAUUGGCCGGGGCGAAAAGGCAACAACACGCCGUUUAUUCCUUUAACUCCUCAUCCCGCUUUCGAGCCGUGGACGUGGGCGUCUUUUAGAGGCUUUUUUGGGGGGGAGGAUGUGUUGUUUUCGCCGCCGUGUCGCGAGCUCCGGCUGAAAUGCUAUGUUAUGUGUGGCUUUUCUUGGUGUUUUGAGCAGACGGAGACAGAUAACUGUACUGUAUCCCAGCCUAGCGGAUUGGAGUGAAAGUCCGCCAUAUUCUGCCUUACCACGCCCGGGAGUCGAGCCGCUGGAAAAUAAACGGACAGCUUUAUUCAUGUGUUUCCCCCAUUGCCAUCAUCCGCGGACGAUUACUUGAACACAUGGGAUAUUGUUCGGUGAAAAAUUACAACAUUGAAGACUUUGAAGAGAGGGGGUAACCGGCCACGGAUGGCAACGCUUAACGAGCUCACCCACGGCAGCACGGAGGAUGCGUCUUAAAAGGAUCUGUUGAUCAUAUUGAGAAGGAAAAGCAGAUUACACCAAUUAAGAUUGAACAGAUAUUCAACUCAAACCGCUUUGGACGCUAUUUCGAAGCAGUCGGGAGGCCCAGAAAGCGAGCCGAAACUGGGGGGGGAGGGGGGUCGAUAAUUUCCACAAAUAUCUUUUAAUUUUUCUCCCCCCGUUUUCAACACAAUCCGUGUUGCGUUCAGGGUCAUUAUUAAAAGGGCGUCCACGCGCAGAUUUCACCACUAGCAGGGCCUAUAUGAAGACAGCGUCGACAGGCCUGUGUUUAUUCCCCCUCCCCUCUACCCAGCGAAUCUGGAUGAAUCAGUGAGAGGACAAGAAAUAAAAGAUAAAGCAGAAAAGUGCGUGUUUAGAAGAAGGAGAAGAAGAAAAGGGAGAGAAUGACCCUGGAAUCCAUAAUGGCGUGUUGCCUCAGUGAGGAGGCGAAAGAAGCCAGAAGGAUCAACGACGAGAUCGAAAGGCAGCUCCGCCGGGAUAAGAGGGACGCACGCCGGGAACUGAAACUGUUGCUUCUCGGCACUGGAGAGAGUGGGAAGAGCACAUUCAUCAAACAGAUGAGGAUUAUCCACGGCGCCGGUUACUCCGACGAGGACAAACGGGGCUUCACCAAACUGGUCUAUCAGAACAUCUUCACAGCCAUGCAGGCCAUGAUUCGAGCCAUGGAGACACUCAAGAUCCCCUACAAAUAUGAGCACAACAAGGGUAACGCCAACAUCGUUAGAGAGGUGGACGUAGAAAAAGUUACAGUGUUCGAGAAUCCUUAUGUAGACGCAAUCAAGAGCUUAUGGAACGACCCAGGCAUCCAGGAGAGUUACGAUCGAAGGAGGGAAUACCAGCUCUCCGACUCUACUAAAUAUUACCUGAAUGCAUUGGACCGGAUCGCUGAACCAUCCUACCUCCCCACUCAGCAGGACGUUUUGAGGGUUCGAGUCCCAACCACGGGUAUCAUCGAGUACCCGUUUGACCUGCAGAGCGUCAUAUUCAGGAUGGUGGAUGUCGGGGGUCAGAGGUCAGAGAGGAGGAAGUGGAUCCACUGCUUUGAGAACGUCACAUCCAUCAUGUUCCUGGUAGCACUCAGCGAGUACGACCAAGUAUUGGUGGAAUCCGACAACGAGAACCGGAUGGAGGAGAGUAAAGCUCUGUUUAGGACGAUAAUCACUUACCCCUGGUUCCAGAACUCUUCAGUCAUACUGUUCCUCAACAAGAAGGACCUGCUGGAGGAGAAGAUCAUGUACUCUCAUCUGGUUGACUACUUCCCAGAGUAUGACGGUCCUCAGAGAGAUGCUCAAGCAGGACGAGAGUUUAUCCUCAAGAUGUUUGUGGACCUGAACCCAGACAGCGAUAAGAUCAUCUACUCCCACUUCACCUGUGCCACCGACACAGAGAACAUCCGCUUCGUCUUCGCGGCUGUCAAAGACACCAUCCUGCAGCUCAACCUAAAGGAGUACAACCUGGUGUAGAGUGCAGCGGGGGCCGGCUGUGUCAACCGGGGCCCCUUCAUAACACACUGACUGACACAAUCUGUGAAAAGAUAGAUCAUACUCACACGCGAAAAAAAUCUGAGAAAAAAAAAUGGUUGCAUAAUACUAAUUUAUUUGCCAUUUGUUGAUCUCUUGGUCCCCAAGGGGUGAGCAAAGUUAAAUGUUAAAUUGCUAUUUAAGGAGUUGAAAUGUAGGGAAGGGGGUGCAGGAUAUUUGCAAGGGUUGGGGGAGGGGUUUGCUGUUGAAAAUGUACAGCAACAAUCCUCGUUUUUAGGCUUUGCGCAUAGUGAAGUUUUGUUUUUUGUUUAUUUUUUUGACAAAAAGAGAACGUACUUUGUGCACUCGAGGUGUUGGGGGCUUGUUUUGUCUGUCCAUCUGAAACAUCAGAGCUGGAAGGAACGCAAUGUGCUCCCUCCCUCCUGCCUUUUUAUAAACAAGAAAAGGAAAAAAAGGUUUUCAUUCCUUUUUUUAUUUUUUUUAAGCCUCCCUCCUUACCUGUCGGUUCAUUCAGAUGCUUCGUCCUGGGCCUGUUUGACAGACAGGAAAUGAUGUAACAGAUCUCUAAUUAACAACUUCCUUUUACCUUCAAAGGACUGAUUGGAAAAUAUCUUGAUAAAUAGGCAUAAACUGUGAUUUUUAAAUUAUUUCACAUUUAUUUCAUAUUGAUUGACUGAUCAUUCUUCUUCCUCUUCUUCUUUUUCUUAUAAUAAUAAUAUUGUUAAUAUUAUGACAUUGCAUUGACUUUGGUACCAUCUGAUGAGUUGAGCCUGUGUGGCCCUUGAACCGCAUGGCUGUUGCAAAAUCGUAAACACACGACAGCUCUCCAUCACUGACAUAACCAUGACAUGUGAGAGAAGCUGGCUUUAAAACAAAUAAACAAAAUAGCUUUUUGAGCAAAUUAGCUGAGGAGGCACAUGUGGAUCUCCGCUCUGUCAUGCCUUGAGCGUCUCGUUGGCGGCAUCAGCAGUGGCGGCGGUCACUUUAAGCAGACUGAAAGGAGUUUGAGGAGGUAAUAAUUUAUGAGACAAUGUUGUUAAAUGAUUAUGUUCAUCUGUGCCACAUUAAUGCUUUUUAUUAUGGUAAUAUGUAUAUUUAUUGCCAAUGCCAAAACAAGUCACGCACCAGACUCCACUUUGCGCUGUUUACUACUUAGACGGAAAGCGUGGCAGAGGAGAAAGAGCAGAGUUAAUGACAAGAAAGAGCAGACUGACUGACUAUGGACAGACUUAUUGACUGACCUACUGAUUCCUGCAGUUUUGAAGUAUUCAACACAAGUAAAACGGUAUUCAUUAACCCCUCCCCUCUAAACACACACAGAGCUUGGACUGAGAACGGCCACAUGGCAAACUGAACUGCUCAAACCGUCCAAUCAAAAACCUUGUGUGUGGCUCCAAACCCCGCCUCCCCACCCUCUCCACCCACUUCCAGCAGACUGUCAGUCAUUAGAGCUGUGUCUUUUUGUCCAAUCACAGCCUGGCUCUGUUGAAGUUCAAUAAACAAUGGAGAAUCAAUUUGGUUUAUUCUUACAUAAAAGGGCAGAGAGUUGAUAUUCAGUUUGUACCAAAGUAAGCCCUUUUGGUUUCUGAUUGGCCCCACUGAUUUGCAUCAUCCCCAGGUUCUUCUGACUUUUUUUUUCUUUUUUUUUACGAUUCCCUACAACAUAAGCCUGUAAUUUACAUUUAUUGAGGCAUAGUGCAAUUAUGAAUGCUAUAAUCAUUGUACAUACAUCUCUCUAUAUAUAUGGCAGCAUCUUUGUUGGCUUUGUAAUCAUUACUUUUUUGGCAGAUUGAAUGUGCGGUAUUGAAAAUAUGUAUCUAUGUAAUUGUAUGUCUAAUGGCUAAUUCAUUUUUGGAAGAAAAAAUGUUAUUUACAUGUUUGUUUUCGUUUCCUUUUUUUUAAAGAGGAGAAUGUAAAUUUUGUGUUUUGCCAGUUUUAUUUCUCAGCAAAGAAACGUUGUCCAGCUUCAGAACUGCAUAAAGAGGAAUAUAAUUAUCCAACAAACAGAUUGAUCGAUUUGCCAGUACUUACAGUAGCCGUUUUGUUAAAUCGACUUUUAUAUGAAAAACUGCAGACUGAAUCCAAUCUACAGGGCUAAUCGUACUAGUUUAGUUAACUGGCUUUAUGAGAAGAGCACUUGUCAUAUACAGUAGGUGUUUUCACAUCAUGCAGUGAUUAUGUUUUCUGUUCACAGCUUCUCGAUAAGUAUAGUUUAACUUUGACAUUUCUUUGACUACUACACACCUUGUGAUCCCUGACCAGCCACCACCGUUAGCGAGACGUUUUAUUUUCAUAGGUGCCAGAAAAACACACACGGGUGGCAGACAGAUAUAGACUGAUCCGAGGGACAAAUGUAUUUUGCCAAUUGAGGGAAUGCCAUCGCCCUUUACACCCCUUUUUAAAUAAAUGUAGAAACCUGCGGCCUGGCACAGUUAGUGAAAGGCCAGUUGACACAAAUGUGCAAAAAAUAAUCAACCAUUUGGCCUGAUUAGGAUGGAACAUUUACAGGUGCUGUUUUCUUUUUUUUGUUUGUUUUUUCAGUUCCAUCUUUUUGCCACCAUUUCAUUAGAAUGUACAGUAUUAUUUUAGACUUAAUUUAUAAAAUAGGAGGAAAAGUACACAACAGUUCACAUGUACAUAUUGCCUUAUUGAAUAAGCUGUGCCUCUGAAGUCCCAUGCAAGGCACCUGUGUUUAUAUGAGAAGUAAAGCUAGUGUGGCCAAUAACGUCCUAUUGUGCAGCUGGAGGAUUGUUUGGUUUUGGCUUUGUUAUUCUGUGCUAUAAGAAGCCCUGGGAAUACUCUGCUUUGAAGUGUAGCUCAUGUAGCUGUGACAUCCAUUCCAGUACAUCAUGAGCACAUCAUGCAAGUGAUUUGUAAUCUGAAUACUAUCAUUGAUUUAACAAUGCUGUCACGUCACGUUAACGUCUUUAAAAUCCACCUCGGUGCAUGCUCAGGCACUGGGUUUCCUGAUGUGACUGUGAUUAAACAGCAGUGCUCAUACACAUCAGGAUGCAGAAUGUGCUUGCAAGGUGUCACAGUCUGGACUGAAAACCACCGGCAGCCGCCUGCUGGGUGUGUUUUUGCCACAUUUGGCUCCGCUUCGGUAUCUACCAGCCUCUUUGGCAGGUAACCAGCCCUCACUUGGAGGUCCUGUUGUUCUCAGAUAUUUUAGCUGGCUGGUGAAAUUACUCACAGGGAUGGUUCACUUUGGCAAGCAACUGCAACUGCAGGCCAAUACUGAAAAAGGCGUACUUGAAGUAAAUGAAACCCUUAAAAUGACUACUUGUCAACAGCAGGGCCUAGUAGAAGCAACUAGUCUGAGACAGAGGGACAUGUUUUGAAGCUGGACUGUUUCAAGUUCUCUGUGUCAAUAAUCAGGUGUUGUACAUUUGACUGGUGACUUGUGCCUCUGCUGUUGACACUGCCCCUCACACUUAAAGGGAAAAUCUGUAACAAUACACACACUGCAUUUAACCCACUAAGGCCUGACUGAGAACUUUACAAAGCAAAAGUGACGAGAAGUGGGAAAAUCUGCUGUGUCAGCCUCCAGUGAUAUCGGAUAAAGUUUUAGUUUUGCCUUUUUUUUUUGGCCUAACAAUGAAAGAAGUGUUUGUGAGCUUGUUCCUCUUCCUGUUAACUCACAGGGAGCACAAGUGAAUUAUCUGCAGACUGGAUUUUUCCUUUAAGAGAGCACAGACUCCAGCUGGUGUUGACUUGCUAACAGACAUUGUUGGAAACCUCUGCUGCUGUUCAGAUUUCAUGCAGUAUAUUGAAGAGACGUGCAGUGUUACCUACAGUAUAGAGAGGACUGCUUUACGUACAGCUGUAGGGCUGGGACUGGGGAAAAGAAGUUCCAUAAACUGCUCUUUUACUCCAAUCUGAAACACAUCAUUUGAUUGCUUUCAUCUAGCCUACGUUUGGGUUUCUUUGCCUCCAAAUUGUUCAUAUAUGAAGUUAAAUGACUCAUUUGAAUAGUGUUAUUAUGAUCUCCAAUCAUAAUUGUGUAAAAUGUUUUCUGUAUCAUAAAGUCACACUCCUUCAACAUGUUUCUGAAUGAAGCAACAUGUUUCUUUUGAAAAGUA
Messenger RNA from Sphaeramia orbicularis (orbiculate cardinalfish), 6164 nucleotides. Its product is annotated as guanine nucleotide-binding protein G(q) subunit alpha. The coding region runs from base 985 to 2064 and encodes 359 amino acids. NCBI's taxonomy places the organism in Eukaryota, Metazoa, Chordata, Actinopteri, Kurtiformes, Apogonidae. Gene Ontology annotation, cellular component: heterotrimeric G-protein complex; cytoplasm. The record is from RefSeq and is a predicted model, not a curated record. Gene Ontology annotation, biological process: adenylate cyclase-modulating G protein-coupled receptor signaling pathway. The transcript has 7 exons. Gene Ontology annotation, molecular function: G protein-coupled receptor binding; GTPase activator activity; G-protein beta/gamma-subunit complex binding.